This is a messenger RNA of Paramuricea clavata, 1963 nucleotides long. Lineage: Eukaryota; Metazoa; Cnidaria; Anthozoa; Malacalcyonacea; Plexauridae. The record is from the annotation of a GenBank genome assembly.
ACGAAUUUGAUGAGCCCAUAGUCUUUGACUUUGAUCAGGUACAGCAUGUUGACUAUAUAAACAUACAUGUCGGGGGUCCGGUUGAUUUGAACCUCCCGUAGAUUUGACCCCCGGGUCCAAAUCUACUAGUGGAUAUAGACCCCGGGGUCUAAAUCUACCAGUAAAUACGGACCCCCGUUGGCGGAUUUGGACCCCCUUCAAAAGUUGAAUAUAUGUAAUGUGAACACAAUGAUAUAAACCAAAUUCAUAAUAGUGUGCUGUUUGUCGUGGUGUGGUUAGCACUGCACAAACUCUACUACUACACAAGGCAGCAAAUUUACCCAACACAAUUAAAAUGAAGGGAAACAACAGGAGCGCAAACACAUGACAGAUGCUUUCUUAGGCGAAAGGAACACAGGAGAAAUGUAGAGUUCUAUAAAAGUGGUUCAUAUAUCGCUAAUCACGCUUGGACAAACAACCAUAAAUAGAUUUUAAUAGCGGGAAAUAAUUGGCAAAGGCAACUAUCAGCACAGAGAAACACUUGAAUCAUGGCACACUGCAUGCAUGCCUUGUCACCAAUAUGACGUCAGUGACGUCAGAUCAAAACCAUACACUUGUAUUAAUUUCUGAAUUGAAACAAAUAGAUAAAGGCAAUAUUUAGAAUGGCAUUAUGAUUAUACAUGCAUGCCUACAUAUUAUGGCUAAUGGGGGUUCUAUUGAUGCAAAUUAAUAUAUAAUUUUGUUUUUAUUUAGAUGAAUCUACUAACAAGUGAAAAUAAGACUUCUCAGCGACCACCACCGUUAUCGACAGGUGAAGAACGUGGUUGAUUAUACGCUUAUACUGCCUCUACAAAGACUUUUUGUUUGUUGUGUGUAAUAAUAACAAGUAAAUGAAAAGACGCUCACUUUAAUUGUUUUGGUAAUAUUUUUUAUGUAUUUUUAAGCUGUCGACGAGAAGAAUCCAGAAUUAACAAUCUUUCCCAACUAUUGCAGACUGGAGGUUUGUGUGUUUGGAACCGAGGGGUGUAUUGUUACGAAACAUUAUUACUUAUACACCAAAUUUUAGGCUAAAAAUAAAAUAACACAGAAGAUGUUUGCUUGAGAGCAGCUGAAAUGCUCGUGCAAGUAAAUAUUACUAAAAGCCUAAUAAUGGAUAUUUGGGCACACGUUAAUGUAAGGUAGAUAUUGAUUAUUUCCUUCCAUAACAUCAAUGGUUCUGACUUUUGACAAAACAUGAAAAUUUUGAAAUGAAACUUGUGUAUUGUGUUUAGGCUCUUUUUUUGCACAUUGGUAUUUCCCCUUCAAUUGCAAUUCUCACUGGGAUCAUCACUUGUUGCUGUACAUUGUAUUUGACUGGUCUGUCGUUUAGUAAGAGAAUUAGCAUUGAAAAUUUCUGUUUUAAUUACAGGGAGGAGUCCCAUUUAUAGUACGUGCAAAUAGAGAUCUACGUGAAGAAACAUACAGCAUUCAAUUUGAUAAUUAUGGCACUUGUAAAGCACGAGGAUCUGGCAGCAAACAUCUCGACGGUUGUGACAAUAUUCCUGGUAAGUUGCAUUGAAAUCUGUUUCCUAUUUUUUCUUUGCAUAAAUUUUCGUUGUAUCUUAAUUUCUUUUGUCUUCCGCCUCCAAAAUAUAAGCGUUCGAUUAUUUCUUUUGGUACUGAUAGACUGUAAUUUUAACACAAAUAAGCCAGUUCCUUAGCUGAGGUUCCAAAACUCCCAGGAAUAUUAGAAAAGUUCUCAAUUAAAAAGGUAACAUUUUAAACGAAACAUUACAAUUGUUAAUCUUUUAAGCCGCGAGACGAAGUGGUACACAUCCGAUCACAGUGCAUGUCUUUGAUGAAAAUGGGACGUGUAUCGGCGAUAUUCCAUUCGAGUACAGGGAUGAAAAGGGAAACCGAUACAUGGCGGGACUGGUAAAAAAUUCAAGUCAGGGUGGAUCGAAUCUUGAUAAUAAACCACUUUCACGGAAGACGAAAUCUUCAA